AUGAACAAAAGAAAAUUAUUGAUAUUGUUAUUAAUGAAGAGAAAUCUUUAUUUUUUACUGGAUCAGGUGGAUGUGAAAAAACGUUUAUGUUAAAUAUUCUUAUUGAUAAAUUAUACAAGAAAUAUAAAAAAUAUGCAAUUGAAAGUAAUGUUUGGAAUGAAUUUGUGAUAGAAAAGGUUUUUUUAACAAAAGUAUUUAGACAGACUGAUGAGUAUUUUGUUAAAGGUCUUGAUCAGAUAAGAUAUAGAAAGAUAGAUUCUGAAUUUCUUAAAUUUAUAAAGGGAUUAGAUAGAAAUGUUAAUUACGAAGAUGGUAAUGAACCAACAAGACUUUUUUCAACCAAUUUAGAGGUCUUUAGAUGUAAUAUGAUUAAAAUGAUACUAGAUAUAUAUAGUAAAAUAUUAACAGAUAAGGUAUUUAAAGAAGGAUCAAUAUCUGGAAAAAUAUUAGAUGAAAAGAUAAAAAAGAUAAUAAAAGAAGGAGUACUUGGAUUAUUAGAAUAUAAAUCUAAAGAUUGGACUGUUGCUAUUAAUGAAAAAAAGAAUAGAGAAUAUAAAGGAAAAAAAAAAUUUAAACAUAAAGAUUUAAUUGAAUGGUUUGAAAAAAGCACGUUAGUUGAAGAAACUUUAUAUUUAAAAAUAGGAGCAGAAGUUUUGUAUAUUUGGAAUAAUCCUGAUAAAGAAUUAGCAAAUGAAUCUAGAGGAAAGAUUGUUGGAUUUAGAGAUUUGAGAAAUAAUAAAAUAUACAGAGAAGAGAUACCCAUUAGAGUUUGGUCAGAAAUAUUAAGGCCAAUAGUUAAAUUUAAUAGUAUUGAAGAAGAGAUAGAAAUUGGGAAGGAGACAUUUCAGAAAAAAAAUCUUGAAGGUUUGACUAUUCCAAGAUUGGAGAUUGAUUGUGGAAAAAUAUUCCAAAGUAAACAACUUUACGUAGCAUUAUCAAGAUCAGUAAGUAUAGAAAAUUUAUGUGUGAAAAAUUUUAAGGUUGAAAAAUUAAAUUCAAAUAAGAAAGAUUUGAGAAGUAGUAAAAAAAUGAAAUUUAAUAUUGGUAAAGGUAAUAAAUUAGUAGAGCAUAGUAUAUUAAUGAAAGUAGGAAAGUUUGAAUAUAGAGAUAUGGUAUAUCAUAAUGUAGAAAAAAUUGAUAUUUAUAAAUACGA
Molecule: messenger RNA, 1153 nt
Organism: Scutellospora calospora
Lineage: Eukaryota; Fungi; Glomeromycota; Glomeromycetes; Diversisporales; Gigasporaceae
Source: the annotation of a GenBank genome assembly